Patiria miniata (bat star) is the source of this 2577-nucleotide messenger RNA. Its product is annotated as AP-4 complex accessory subunit Tepsin-like. The coding region runs from base 83 to 2476 and encodes 797 amino acids. Gene Ontology annotation, cellular component: trans-Golgi network membrane. The transcript is spliced from 12 exons. The record is from RefSeq and is a predicted model, not a curated record. Lineage: Eukaryota; Metazoa; Echinodermata; Asteroidea; Valvatida; Asterinidae.
ACUGAGGUUUCGCAAGUUAAAUGUAUGAGUGCCGAUUAAGGACCCGAGCGGGACUGAAACAAGUUUAGGAAUCUUCAAAAACAUGGCGGCGUCCACGGUCGUGUCUGAUGUGAUGGGAAAAGUCACUUUUCUGCAUAAGUUUCCCACGAUAAUAAAGGCAACAUCAGAUGACGACACACCUACGCCUGGCUACCUUUAUCAAGAAAUAGCAGAUCUUACCUAUGUCUCCAGCAGUUACUGCAAGUCGUUACUGGACGUUCUUGUGGACAGACUGGACAAGUCAUCUCACCACAUUAAGUUCAAGGUGUUACGAGUGAUGAAAUUUGUUGUGGAGAAUGGCAGUGAGGAGUUUCACCAUAGUCUGUUGAGGCGGUCCACGGGAAUUCAACUUGCUACUAAAUUUAGCGGACCACCAGACCCCCUGCAUGGCAAUGCUCCAUACGUUGCAGUCAGAACCGCAGCAAAGGAGCUCUCUGAAGUAUUAUUUGACACGGAGAGAUCCAAGAACAAAGAGCCGAGCCACAACAAAGAGGCGACAGUGGGCAGAGGACUGGGGACAAGUCGAAGCGGAGGCAGCAUGGAAGGAUUUGGCAACACCGGGGUACCCGUACAUAAACAGAAAUCUUUGGGGGACACCAUUAAAGAGGGUUUCCGCCAGCUCACGGACUCCUUCCGGGAAUCGCCGGCAACGUCGACGCAAAGCGGUCCGCAGAGUGACUACCGCCCUCUAGGAGACUUAGAGUCCGACCGCGGUUCAUCGUCUUCGUUCUCGUUCCUGUCCAGAAGGCAAAGGACCUCCUCGGGGGCGGAGUCUGCGGCUAGACAGGGGGAGUACAAACCCGUGGUUGUUGAUGAUCGUGAAGGGGAAUCGCCGAGGGUCCAAAGCUGCCAGCCCAGCAAUCGAGAUGUCAGGAGGGUCACUUCCGCGCACAAGCAAGGCAAGCCAGGAGGGGGCUGGGAAGACAGUUCCGGAGGGCGUGGCAGCAAUGCAUCCAACAGCGAUGGACAGCACAGUGGUGGCAGCACCGAUCUCUCAGAGAGAUUGGAAUCAGUGUCCGUGGAGGAUGUCUCCAUGGAAACCAAGUUGGUGGAGGACUUUGCGACCGCCUCCGAUUGCAAACCGACUCCGUCAAGGGACGCACUGGCUCAGUUUGUCAAACGUUGUUCAACUCUUAAUUGUGAGAAGGUGACAGAAUUAUUAGGUUUGGAGCUACAGUCUUCUUCGGUUCCUGUUCAGAUGAGAUGCUUGUGUGCCCUGGAAGCCAUGAUGCGAGAAGACAUAGCCUCACCUGAGCAUCUGCUUGGUUUCAUCCCAAAUGCUCUGAAGAAAUUGCAGGUUGAAACCACAGACAGGUUGCUACAGGCCAAAGCAUCGAAGAUUUUAAGGCAGUUGGAGAGAACACAUGAAGAGGCCACCGCAUCCAAGAUUUCCAAGGCUGCAGAUGACUCAACAAGCAAUAAGAAUAAAGAUCCCAUUUUCGGUAUACUACAAACGGACAACUCAAAUAACCCACAGACGACAGGAACGAAAGGUCCACAAAGUUCCAUUUCAAAUACCAAGGAUUCUGGACAUGUGCCAUCUCACAAAGAUGAUGUGUUGCUGUUUAAUUCAGUGGAUACCACCCCCAGUGUUUCCAAAAGUUCAGGGUCACUGUUUGCUGGCAUGGAGGUGGGGUCAGCGCCAAAACUGGAAGAGCCUGAAUCGCAACCCAUCUAUCAACUGGACAGGAUAUCAAAACAUGAAACACAUGAAGUUAGAAAUAACAAGAGUGGGGUCAUAGGCAAAGGAGAUGCCCAACUUUUUGAUGGCUUGCUAGACUUGUCGUCCACAGACCAGCCCACCCUGGCUCCUGACUUGGAUGCCAACACACAGAGGUACUUCAACAAGAACUCUUCUUCUCUUUCUAAGGAGAGCUCCGAUUCUCUCCUUCAAUUUGAUGAUACCGAGACUCAAAAGCUGAAAAGUCCCAAUACGGAAGAAGCAGAUCAUUCCAGUAACGGUAGAGCUUUGAUAACAGAAAGCAGACAUGUCACGAUUGAAACAAGGGUGUUGAGUCCUAAGCUUGAAGGCACACAGUCGUCGACAAAGCCGAGCAAACCAGACGCCAUCAUGUCGCGUAGUGCCAACUUCCAGGAUCUCAUUGCCACAACAGGAAUUGCCGUGAACGGAGGAAACGCCAAGAAAGCCGGGCCCGGUCCUGUUGGGAAAUCGUCCGCCAAUGAGCCCACCCAAACCAGCAUUGUGCAAACACAGACGGCCGCUCCGAAUCUGAACCGGGACCAGAUUUCCACCUUGUACCCCCAGCUGGCCGGGGUGGCACUCAGCGGCUCGUCGGCCGUGCCUCUGAAACUCAGCCAGAGGCCGCCGGAGGGAAACUUUGCUUUCGUUUCUCCGAGGGAGGAAGGGAAGGAGAACUCUCACAGACCCGGCAGCUUUGAUUUUGUCAAGGAUGCUAUGUUGGCCAGCAAGAAGUGAUGUGGUAUUAGUGUACACGUCAGUCUUGCCAAUUAAUUUCAGGCUUUCAAGUAUUUCUUCUUUUCCUACUUUUUCCUAGUUUUUUUUCACCUUGCUCAUUC